UGUAUAUUAUAAUGUUUAACUACCAUUCUGAACAGGAUUCAGUGUCCUGGUCUCCUCCCCCGAAUCAUUUCCCAAAAAUAAAUGCAAUCAUGCUGGAGUGAUAAAGUUUGCACAAACCCGAAGCACUCAACAAACAAGAGCAGUAGCAUAAUUCAGUGAAAGUCUUGCAGAGUAGCUGACACUUGAAGAUGGACAGAAAACAAACUUUCUCUGAUUUAUUUGAUUUGCUUAUUUCUCUAUUAAAUUAUUGAUCAUUAUGAGGAUAAGCGGCGUGAAGAGUUUGUUUCCAGUUUUGUCUGUCGCUGUGGUUUUUCUCUAUUUGAGCUCGGUGAAAUGGGAGAUAAAAACGCAAGAGGAGAAACUUCAGCAAGUCCAGCAGAACUUGUCAUUGCACAGCUCUCUUCUGCUCCACAAACUGGACAAACUGGAGGCUCAUUUGAUUGCUGUGGAAGAGAAACGCCUCAAUGUAAAAAGUGAGAAGAAACCAGCAAAGAAGCUAUUCCCAGAUUCAAAUCUCUUCAACAGAUGGAGUGUGGAGCUUUCAGAGGAUGAACAGAGGAAAGCUGAGGAUCUCUUUCAGAAAUAUGGAUAUAAUGCUUUCCUCAGUGAUCAACUGCCUCUGAACCGAGAGCUGCCGGACACUCGAGACCACAGAUGCAUUGAACGUGAAUAUCCUCCCGAUCUGCCCACCAUCAGUGUGGUGCUGAUUUAUCUGGACGAGGCUCUGUCUGUCAUUCAGAGAGCCAUUUGCAGCAUCAUCAACAAAACUCCAGCUCAUCUGCUGAAAGAGAUCAUACUGGUGGACGACCACAGCACUAACGAGGAUCUGCAGACGCAGCUGCAUGUUUACAUCAGCUCCAUCAAUGAGAAGCACCCAGGCCUGGUGAAGAUGGUGACCCAUCCAGAACAGAAAGGCCUCUCGCAGGCACGGAUCUCAGGCUGGAAGGCCGCCAGCGGGGACGUGGUCGCCAUUCUGGACGCCCACAUUGAGGUCCAUGUCAAAUGGGCGGAGCCUCUACUUGCACGUAUCCAGGCUGAUCGCACACUAGUCUUGAGUCCUGUGUUUGAUAAAAUUAAUUAUUAUGACCUGGAGGUAACUAAGUAUCUUGCCUCUGCUCAUGGUUUUGACUGGGCUCUCUGGUGUAUGUAUGUGACAUUCCCGCAGAAGUGGUACAAUCAAAACGACCCUUCGCUGCCAGGAAAGAGUCCCUCUGUAAUGGGAAUACUGGUGGUGGAUCGUCUGUUCUUCGGUGAGAUCGGGACUCUGGAUGAAGGGAUGCAGGUGUACGGAGGAGAGAAUGUUGAAUUGGGAAUACGGGUAAUUCAUCAUCAUACUACAGCUUUGAUCAUUUUACUAUAUUUACAUGCUGCACAAUGGUGGCGUUGUUCAUUGUUGACUUUUGGAUGCGUUUUGGUUCAGGUGUGGCUGUGUGGAGGGAGUGUAGAGAUUGUGCCCUGCUCCAAAAUUGCACACAUUGAAAGGGCGCACAAACCCUACAUGCCCGACCUGAGUAACGUCAUGAAGAGAAACGCCCUCAGAGUGGCAGAAGUUUGGAUGGACGAGUACAAGAAAAAUGUCUACAUGGCUUGGGGUCUUCCCAUGCAGAAUCAUGGGAUAGACAUUGGUGACUUAUCGGAGAGAAAGAAACUGAGAGAGAGGCUGAAAUGCAAACCGUUUAAAUGGUAUCUGGAAAAUGUCUAUACUGAGUUAAAUCCCAUGGAUGAUUUGCUUGGUUAUGGAGCGCUGAUUAAUGAUCUGCAAACAGGUUUAUGUUUGGACAAAGGGCCGUCAGAGGAGAACACUCCCAUUUUAUAUCCAUGCCAUUUCUUUUCUCCACAGCAAUUUUUCUAUACAACAAGUGGGGAGAUAUUAGUCGGUGCCCGUCAGUCUCUUUUACACAGCCGAAACCGCUGUCUAGUUGAUCCCGGUUCAGGACAAUAUCCAGAGUUUUCCUGGUGUUCAGACACUGUGAAACCAAAACACAUGUACUGGGACUUCAAACAGGGACAGGCCAUACAGAACAGAGACACCAAACGCUGUCUGGAGAUCAGUACCAAACAGAAAGGAGACUAUAAAAAUAACGUUUUCAUUCAGGAGUGCAGAAACCAACACUGGAGGAUACAACAUGUAAUUCAGGACUUUUAAGCACAAUAUAUAAUCAAUUGUUUGUAUAGAAAUGUGUAUGUAUAUAUAUUGAAUUCUCUCCUUAAAAACUAAAUAAGCAAUAAAUCUGGAAAGCAUUUGGUCAAGUUUUAGCUGUACUGCAGGGAAAAAGUGUGUACCCAAAGCAAUAUGAUGCUAUGUAAAUGUUUCCAAAAUGAAAACAAAGUCUAACGCUAAAGGUAAAGCAGCCUGGGUUGAACCAAAAGGUAAAUUUAAAUGAUAAAAUAUCAUACUGAAGCAAAAAGUCUUUCAAUUUUAACUGUAAGCCUGUGUGAAAAAGUAUUUGCCCCCUUAUUCCUCAAUCCAUAAAACCAGUUUCAUAUUGUGAAUACACCUGAUUACUGUCAGUAUUGAUUAAAUGCAACUUUAAUAAUGAAUAAUUUUUCUGAAGUCUGUGAAAAGAUAUCACAGAGUAUUUUACGAUAUAUACUGAGAAUAUGUUCCCCUUUUUUGUAUGUAUUUUGUUUCCUGUUCCAGUUUGCAGUCAUGUUUUUAGUUUCUUGCCUGGUUUAUUCACCCAUGAUAGGUAUCUGUUGUUAUUCCUUGUAUAUUAUAGAUUGUAUAUUUCCUGUGGUUUCGCAA
Molecule: messenger RNA, 2746 nt
Organism: Danio aesculapii
Lineage: Eukaryota; Metazoa; Chordata; Actinopteri; Cypriniformes; Danionidae
Product: probable polypeptide N-acetylgalactosaminyltransferase 8
Exons: 10
Coding region: 257-2146 (629 amino acids)
Cellular component (GO): Golgi apparatus
Source: RefSeq, a predicted model, not a curated record